UCGAAUUCAGGCGAUUAUAAAAAUCGCCGAAUUUUAAUUAUCAGUAUCAGUUCACCACUGCACUUCACAAGGAUAACAGUAACAAUGUUCUAUAAGGUAUUGUGCAUCGCCGCUCUGGUAGCCGCAGUGGCCGCCCAGUCCGACCACGGCCACCACAGCCACCACCACGCCUACUCCGCCCAGCACAUCUCGCGCCACGACGGCAAACCAGAAAAAGUCACUGUUGAAGUGAAAGACAAACACGGACAUCAUGAACUUCACUACGAUUACUACGCUCACCCUAAGUACGAGUUCGAGUACAAAGUAGAGGACAAGCACACCGGCGACCUCAAGAGCCAGCACGAGACCCGCGACGGAGAUGUCGUGAAGGGCUACUACUCUCUGCACGAGCCUGAUGGUUCCGUCAGGGACGUGCACUACCACAGCGACAAGCACACCGGAUUCGAAGCCGCCGUCAAGCACACCACCCACCACCAUCACCACUAAUGUGUAUCAAAUGUUACGAUUAUUCUGUAUGUUGCAUAUUAGUUUAAGUGUUGAAUGUUGAUAAGUAUAAUUAAUGAAUAUUCUCUAGUAUUUCUUUGUAUUAUUCAACAUAUUAAGCUCCUUGAAUAGAACAAAAAGUUUCC
Ostrinia furnacalis (Asian corn borer) is the source of this 629-nucleotide messenger RNA. Its product is annotated as cuticle protein 7-like. The coding region runs from base 85 to 486 and encodes 133 amino acids. Gene Ontology annotation, cellular component: extracellular matrix. The record is from RefSeq and is a predicted model, not a curated record. The transcript is spliced from 4 exons. Lineage: Eukaryota; Metazoa; Arthropoda; Insecta; Lepidoptera; Crambidae.